GAAUGUGAGACCUACUACCAUUUAUGGUAAAAAUGAAGAGUGACUCUUAAUGAGGGACGACCCAAAAAGGAAAUUAGCGACUCUUAUUCGGGGACGGAGGGAGUAUUAUGUAACAUUGUGAUAUUCUACUAUCCAUGUCCAUCACACACAUUAACACAUGUGGAUAUGUAUGUAUGUUUGUCUUAAAAAAAGUUGUGUUUUUACUUAUAAAAAGUCAUCUGCUACAGCUAACUGUAGAGGAUCAAGUUAGUCAUAUUCUAGCAUAUGUUUGGUUCUUAGUUAAAGGAGACUGCUGUCUUUUACAUAUGUUAUUUUUUUGGCAAGGUUGGUGGCUGUCUUCCAACAAUCAUUAACUUAAUUUAAUUUUUUAGGGCUCCCACUAUAAUCUGGUGCUAAUAAUAUUCAUUUAAUUAAAUCCGAGUCUGAUUUGAAGUAUUUAUUGGAUAUUUUUUUAGGCCUCUUCUUUAUCCUAAUCUUAACUAGAAUGGAGUACUAGUUAUUUGAAUUCAUAAAAACAAUGAGGUGGUCGAAGAUUCAAAUUUACUAAAUGUAUCUAACUAUCUUUCAUCCAAACUAAUGAUAUUUAACAACUUAUUCAAACUUUGUUUGAAAGGAAAAUUAGGUAUUGCAGAGCAUGUUUAAUUCCAAUUGGGUGAUAAUUGGGUGUGACAGAGUGAGUUUUAAUCCAAGUUGAUGGUUUUAAAUCUUGUAAUAAACCAAUCAAAUUUGAUAAAAGAAACCAUUAAUAUUUGGGUUGUGCACUUGUGCUUGUGCCAAGCCACCAACCAUAAUACACACAAAAGUAAUCUUAUAAUUAAUCUGUAAUUCCAUAAUUUAUAUUUAAUUUCUUAAUUAGUGUUGUCAAUAUUGUGAAUAGAGAUGUGCGCACCCAAGCUGCAUGUUAAUAUUUUAUACUAGAAAAUUAGAAUUAGAGUAUAAAGCGCAUUUGUCUUCUUCACAUAUCUAGAGAGAGAUACUAUAUCGGAUACUUAUGAUUUAAUCGAAAAAUCUUGGAAUGGAAUAAUUACAAAUAAAUCUAAAUUUCGUUGUUUUUCUUAACUAUUUUAAUUUGUGAGUUGAAACAAAUUUGAUCGUAUUUAAUGGAUUCUUUAUACUUUUUGACUGAACCUUAUCUGUUGAUGACACGUAUACAAAGGAUGGACUGGUUUCCGGUCCCAGUGAGUUCCGCCAAUUACAAUUUGACCCCCAAACUGCCGCUAUACUGUCCCCUGACAGUAAAGCCCAUUUUCGGAAACAUCAAUAACUAUUUCAUCCGUUAUUCGCUGCAAAACCAGAGCUCGAGAGAGAGAAUAAUUCGCCAACCAUUUCACUCUCCGCCGCUCUCUCACACAUAUAUGCACACAAUUACAUACACAAGUUUGUAUAUUGAAGUAUACAUGCUAAUUAAUCAAGUCAUGGAGCCUCCUCGCGAAUCCCCAAUCCAAAUCACCGAGCAAUCCGACGAAUCCUCCGAAUUCCGCAGCCGACGCCGCGGCUGCUUCAGCCUUCCCUGCUUCGACCGCGACUCCGCCUCCCCUUCCUCCGGCGCGACGACGUGGUGGCAGAGGAUGCGCUCGCGCGGCGUGGGCGCGGUGAAGAAGAUCCGCGAGUGGUCGGAGCUGGUGGCCGGGCCGAGGUGGAAGACGUUCAUCCGGCGGUUCAAUCGGAACCGCAGCGGCGGCGGAAAGCACGCGAAUUUCCAAUACGAUCCACUGAGCUACGCGAUGAAUUUCGACGAGGGGCCGGGGGGGCAAAUUGGGGAUUUCGCCAAGGAAGGGGAAGAUGCCGACGGUUACUAUUACGCGUCGCGGAAUUUCUCGUCCAGAUACGCCAAGGGAUCGAUGGACAUGGGCAAGGAUGGGGCCACCUUCGUCUAGCUGUAUUGUAUUCGUAUACACUACAAUCAAUCAUUUUCAAUUUGUAAGUAUUGUAUUUUCAUUACUUGUUUGUGAAUUAAUACUUGCUGUAUAUUUUUUUAUAUAUUAAAAUUGGGUAGGCGCAAUUAUGAAUAAUUACAGCUCAUCAA
Salvia splendens (bonfire salvia) is the source of this 2026-nucleotide messenger RNA. RefSeq lists its product as uncharacterized. NCBI's taxonomy places the organism in Eukaryota, Viridiplantae, Streptophyta, Magnoliopsida, Lamiales, Lamiaceae. The record is from RefSeq and is a predicted model, not a curated record. The coding region runs from base 1101 to 1877 and encodes 258 amino acids. The transcript has a single exon.